Molecule: messenger RNA, 2071 nt
Organism: Misgurnus anguillicaudatus (oriental weatherfish)
Lineage: Eukaryota; Metazoa; Chordata; Actinopteri; Cypriniformes; Cobitidae
Product: F-box only protein 15
Cellular component (GO): SCF ubiquitin ligase complex
Molecular function (GO): protein binding
Source: RefSeq, a predicted model, not a curated record
AGCAUUCGGGUUGAGUAAACUCAAACGCCGAAGCGUAAUGGCUUCUUGUAUUGGUCGUUUUUUGCAGAGUUUUAGGCAAGGCCUCGACAAAGCUGAACAAGCUACGCGUGGAGAGGACGAAGUGGGGGAAAUGUCGCAGUUUAAGGGUGCAAUAAGGCGGAGAGAAACCCCCAGGCAGACUGCUGUAGCAUUCAACGCUUAUGUUCCUGAACUGUUUUCUCAGAGCAGACAUGGAAAUUACCUGGAAAGGUUGCCCGCUGAGGUCAUCGUGAAGAUUCUUGCCUUUCUGGAUGCCGCCUCUCUCUUUAACAUCAGCUUCGUCAGCAAGCGCUUUAAUGAUCUGGCCAACAGCAAUGCUCUGUGGUCUGUGUUGUAUGCUUGUGAGAUUGAGAAGAAAAAGUGGAGACCCCGAAUGUGUGUGGCAACAGAAGCACCUGUGAGCACUACAGGUGUGCCGGAGAAACCGGAGGGCUACUGGAAGAAGCUCCUGCUCAAGAAAAUGGCAGGCUACCGGGACACUAUGUGGAAAAGCGAGCUGAGACACAUGAAUCCACACACAGGGAUGCCUGCUCAAACCGAGCAAGUUCUCAGGAGGUUAAACAUUCGGUGGGAGAUCACGCUAACACUGAAGAGUGGACGUGAAUGUGUCUUUGAGCAGACGCGCACGUUCUUCGAAGACUCCUCGGUUACGGUGUGCUGGAAUCAGGGAAUCAACUUUCCGCAUAUAUUCCAUGUGAAUAGCAUACAGCUCCAUGGAGUAAUGAGUCCAUCACUGUCAACUUCAGGAAACUGGCCACGGUGGCGUUCUCUUAUUUGCAAAGCCAUGAUACAUAGGACUGUACAUUGGACGUUCCUAGGUGCAGAUCGGCAUGUGAAGUUGCUGCAUUUUGGUGAAGGAAUCAUUGUUGGAGUCUGGCGGGGCAAUUGGAAUAUUGCUUUCAUCAUGGUAUCCCUGCACUUCCACAAACUGAUUGAAAGAAGUCUCCUUGGCUCACAAUUUUGUCCCUACGUACCGACACAGGACAAAGCUUUUGAUCCAAACUGCAGUCCUCAUGGAUACACCCUGUAUGUCACCCUGCACAAUACUGCUUGCCAAAUCAUGUGCCGCCGUUUCUCCCCACUGUUUGCCAGUAGAGUGACGUCUCUAGGGAAUAAUUGGCAGUUAAGUGCCAUUGAUUUCUCUGAUGUGUCCGAGCACAUUCUUGUAGGGAAGAUCAGUCUUCCAUGGCAAAAAGAGGGACUGCACGAAGCUGUCGAGCGCUGCUGUUUGAUGACACUAACCGUUCUGGAUGAGGGUCAGCGUCCCUUCUGGUGUGUGAGUUCUCCGGUUAAGAUCAACUCCAGGAAAUCCAAAGCUGUUGACCUGGACUAUGAAGGUGAACAAUUGUACCUUUCAUACGGGGAUGCGGAGGGCAAAAUCAAAAUGACCUUUGUGUGCAUGGAGGAAAUUCAGCAAUACUUUUUGGUUCAGCUAAUUGUCAUAUUCCCAGCAGCCUAAGUGAAAAAGCACUUUGGUGAAGAGCAUUAAAGCCGUCAAGAGUUUGCUUAAGUUUCAUUUGGAUUUAGAAAUGUUAGAAUGCUUCAUGCAGUAUUUUGAGUUCCUAAACAGUUUUGCCAAGCUAUAUGUUAUUGGAGUUAAUCGUUUCUUGAUAAUGAAAAUUGGCUUUUUAACGAUUUGUUGUAGUUAAUGUAGAAAUGUUUUGGGGCUUGGAAUUAAGUGUUUGUUUUGUUCAAAUUCCUGAAGCAUUCCAGUUACAUCAAUAAUUUGAAUGUCUAUGGAGGAUACAAAAGUUUAUUAUUUAUCCGUUUAAAUGUUUAUUUUUUUAUGUAAAUGUGAAGUUUUCAGCAUUUUGAAGCUAGUCAAUUAAUAGCUAGUUGGUUAAUUUACUUGAAGCAAAAUAAAUUGAGUUGAUGGUCAGUUGAAAUGUAAUGUGAACAUCUGAUCUACUGAGUAACUAAACUACAAUAGUUAACCAAAAUGUUGUAUUUAUUUAUAGAAAUGAUUUAUUAAUCAGUAUUGUUUAUCUCAUUCAAGUACUAAAGUAAUAUUUGACACAUAUAAAGUACAUUU